Molecule: messenger RNA, 1457 nt
Organism: Bufo gargarizans (Asiatic toad)
Lineage: Eukaryota; Metazoa; Chordata; Amphibia; Anura; Bufonidae
Product: gastrula zinc finger protein XlCGF17.1-like
Exons: 1
Coding region: 15-911 (298 amino acids)
Biological process (GO): regulation of transcription by RNA polymerase II
Molecular function (GO): RNA polymerase II cis-regulatory region sequence-specific DNA binding; DNA-binding transcription factor activity, RNA polymerase II-specific
Source: RefSeq, a predicted model, not a curated record
AAGAUGAGGAUGUCAUGCAGUGCUCUUCAGGAGAAAACCUAAUUUACCCUAAUGUACAUUUAGGACUUCACAGAACAGAUAUAUCCUAUAAUCCUCCUAAUCACGAGGAACCAUCUCCUGACAAAUCACAGAUUUUUACUGCAAGUACAAGUCAGAAAGAGGGUAAAAUAAUUCACUCUGGUAUAGAGUUUGCAAAAAGCUCAGGUCUUUCUACACACAUAGGAAUUCACACAGGAGAGAAAGAGGGUGAAAGGUUUCAGCCUGGUAAACAGUUCAAAAUAAGCUCACAUCUAAGAAUUCACACAAGGGAAAAAUCAUACUCCUGUUCAGAAUGUGGGAAGUGUUUUACAUAUAAAUCACAACUUAUUAUACAUGAAAGAAUUCACACAGGAGAGAAGCCAUAUUCAUGUUCAGAAUGUGGGAAAUGUUUUACAGUAAAAUCAAUUCUAGUUAAACAUGAGAGACGUCACACUGGAGAGAAGCCAUAUUCAUGUUCAGAAUGUGGGAAAUGUUUUACAGUAAAAUCAAUUCUAGUUAAACAUGUAAGAAUUCACACAGGAGAGAAGCUCUAUUCAUGUUCAGAAUGUGGGAAAUGUUUUACACAUAAAACAAAUCUUGUUAUACACGAGAGAAGUCAUACAGGAGAGAAACCAUAUUCAUGUUCAGAAUGUGGGAAAUGUUUUGCACAAAAAUCACAUUUCCUUAGACAUCAGAUGAUUCACACAGGAGAGAAGCCAUAUUCAUGUUCGGAAUGCGGGAAAGGUUUUACACAAAAAUACAAUCUUGUUCAACAUCAGAGAAUUCACACAGGGGAGAAGCCAUUUUCAUGUUCUAAAUGUAAGAAAUGUUUUACACAAAAAUCACAGUUUCUUACACAUCAGAGAAUUCACACUGGAGAGAAGACAUAUUGAUGUUCAGUGUGCGGGAAAUGUUUUACACAAAAAUACAAUCUUAUUGAACAUCACAGAUUUCACACAGCAUAGUAGCCAUACCAUGUUCAGAAUGUGGGAAGCACUUUUCAGAGAAAUCAAAUCCGGUUGAACAUUGUAGAAUUCACACAGGAGAGAAACUAUUUUCAAAUUUUUAAUAUAUUAAAUUUAGAGAUGAGCAAUUUUCAAAAAAAAAUUGGGGGAUCUGAUUCACUCAAAUUGUUAAUGCAACUAGAUUCUGAUCCAAAUAAAUUAUACAAGAAACUAAAGCGCUCUAAUUGCUUUGAAAAGUCUCUGUAUCUCUCUUUUUUUGAUUGUUCUGAAUCGAAUCACACAAAAUUUUAAUUUAGUAGAAUCAGAAUUUUUUGUAAAAGUCAAGUCGGACUUCAGAAAUUUAGAAUCCAUUUGCUCAUCACUAAUUAGGUUAUUUAUGCCACUUAAACAGCAAAUAAUAAGAGGGUGUAUUUUUUGAGUGGAAUUAGCCUGAAUCUUCCAGAUGACCAAAUUCUAUUUGUAAGAUAAACUGUG